Effrenium voratum is the source of this 2115-nucleotide messenger RNA. The record is from the annotation of a GenBank genome assembly. Lineage: Eukaryota; Dinophyceae; Suessiales; Symbiodiniaceae.
AUGCACCCAAUCCACUGGCCGCUGCCUUUUGUCUUUCCCCUCUUCUGGGAGCUCUUUGGGCAGAACGCAGCUGAGACGCCCAGGGGCUUUCAGCUCGACCAUGACACCGUCCUCGCCCGGCAGGUGGCUGGUUCCCCGGAGGCUCUGCCAGUCCGCGAGGGCAUGGGCGGCCAAAGUGUAGCACGCCCUCCUGCACAGCUGGGUGACGCCACACAUUCUACUCGCUGCCGUGGGCAGCUGGCUGGCCGCUGGCUAGACCUGGCAUGCUUCAUGCAGUGCGAAGGUCCACAUUUUCAAGACGGCUGGGCUGUGUUCCGCACGAAAGUGGAAGAGAAUGCCCGACUUCACUACAGAGUGGAUAUGGCACUCUUCGAGUCCGCUAACCAAGUGAUUGAGGAGUCGCUACAGCAGGGCACAGGCUUGAUUGUGGGCAGGUCCCGCUUCAUGGACCGCUUGCGACACGAGACCAACGAGGAUAGCACUCUCCAAGGCUUCUGCCUGUAUGGCAUCGUAGCUGCUGCCUUCAUCCGAGCCCGACAUUUUCUGGAAGCAGAGGUGCUGCGAGCAGUGGGCCUGGCGCCAGGUGAGGCAGUGCAGCUUGCACAUGAGGGCUUUGAGCUGGCCAUGGACCUUUUGUCGGACCUUCACAGCAAUGCCAAGAUGGAGCUGAGCUUCUUGGACAGCUCCUCGUGGCCAAUCCGAGCUGAGGACAUCCUGCUGAACUUGCAGCUGCAGAAGGAAACACCUGGACACCCUUUCCGCCUGAUCUCCGCGGACAAGGCUGCACGACCAGAUGCGCUGAGUGUGGCGCCACCUAGCUCUCUGGGAACUUCAGGUGGCAGAGGUGGCAGGCUCUUGAAGCUUUGUGGAGUUGGAGACCAUCUGUCUGCGACGUUGGAUAUUGUGAUGAUGGCGGAGGCAGCCAUCCGCCUCCAGGACGCCUCUUCCGUCGUGAGCGAGCACAUUUUUCUGGGCCGUUUUUGUCCCAGACAUCAUGGCCAGAGGCAUCAGUGCCAGCAGCGCUGCCAAUGGCUGGGACUGGGCUGUGGCUCAGAAUUGGAAGCUCAGAUGGACCCCAUGGACCCCAUCGAGCUCUGGCUCUCCACGAUCUUUGACCCUGUGACCCUUGAAGAGCUGCCCUUCGACCUUACACAAGCCCGCAGCAGCUUGGCAUCGGCUGUGCACACUGAUCCUCGUCUCAAUGCAGAUCUCAUUCUGUGCUCUCAUCCCAGCAUUCUAUGCCUGCUGCUUGCCGAGGUCUCCAAUCAGCCCAUCUUCGCCCAUGCAUCCUCAGCCUUGCUCUACGGCUUGCCCUGCUCCGGGUGUGGCGCCGGUUCGACCUUGAGGUUCUUCAGCGUGGGGCCGGGCAAUGCUGCCUUCUCCUACCUCACCAGCGUGCAGCAGCUGUUGCAACGCAGAGGCAAAUUUGCUCUGGUGGCUGAAGGGCGAUUCUUGCAGGAGCAGAUCGCCUACCAGGUGGGCGUCCUGCCGAGCUGGGCCCCACCACUAGCACUCUACGCUCCUCUUGGCACCGCGAGAGCCCGCAGUGGCGCUGUGCUCGCGCUGAGGUCAAGAUUCUUCUCCACACUCAUGGGUGAGCAUUGGUGUGCCCUCUUUCGCGAACUUGCCCUGGGCGCAGGACUUGAGGUCUCGCUGCUGGGCUUCCAAGAGCAGUGGCUGAGCCUGGAAAGCAUUGCAGGCUACCGCGCUGCGGUUCUUUUGCCAAAUGAUUUGCACCAGCGGACCUUCCACGAACUCUUCCGGAUGGCGAUGCCACUUUUCCUACCUGACGCGCUGGGGAUGUACAGGCUGCAGAGGGCAGCCAACUGGGGCUACGCCUCCUACGGUGGUCGUUUGCCUGGUAUGGUGAGCAGGCAUCCUUUUCCGCCAUGGUGGUGCACUUACAGAGCGCUCCCUGAGACAGUCCUCUAUUGGCAGCAGUUCGCCGACUGGGAGCAAGCACAUGUCCAGCGCUUUGGGAGCUUGCCGCAGCUGGUCCUCGAUCUCUCCGAGCUCGAUCUGGCGGAGGUGAGCUCCAAGAUGAUGGAGAAACAUGCCGAGGUGCACCAAUGGGCUCUACAGGUACUGAGCCAGGAGAUCGCUCGGCUGCUGUGA